This is a messenger RNA of Stereum hirsutum FP-91666 SS1, 852 nucleotides long. RefSeq lists its product as uncharacterized. NCBI's taxonomy places the organism in Eukaryota, Fungi, Basidiomycota, Agaricomycetes, Russulales, Stereaceae. The transcript has a single exon. The record is from RefSeq and is a predicted model, not a curated record. The coding region runs from base 1 to 852 and encodes 283 amino acids.
AUGACAAAGUCGAGCGAGCUGUCUUCACUUCGUUUCCUCGAUUUCCCACUCGACGUUCGCGAGCGGAUUUAUGAAGCUCUUCUACACUCGACCGCCUCGCAUCCAAGCGACCAUGAAUUAAGCAGCCUCCUUGCAAGCACCCAAACGGGCUUCUUUACCACCUUGCUCCCACCCACCACUACCACAAACCUUCUUCUCGCCAACCGUCAGCUCCAUUCCGAGCUCCUUUCGACCAUCGAACGCCAUUCUCGUGCACGCAAAAUCGUCUAUACACUCCAUCUCUUCGCAUCCAAUGGCCGGAUCUAUCCUACAUGGAUAUCUCUCCCCAGUCCACCACAAUAUAUAUCUCGCGUCCACGUCUACUUCCAGAUGGAUCCCAAUGGCGAAGCGUGGCGGCAGAGUUUCUGGGCAGAUGGUGGACCUGGAGCUUUGACAAGUGGCCUUUUGAAGAUACUCUCCGAAUUCCUCGUUUAUGGGCCUGCACUUCGCCCCUACGACUCUUCAAAUCCUAAACCUAUACACCCGCCCAUUGUCCUUGACGAGCUUAUCGUCGAGUUCGUGCGUCAGGAUCCCGACUCAAGAUUUCCCUCGCUCGAACUUCCGGUGAUGUUGCGACAGGGAAGGAAGACGAGGGAGGAGGCUUAUGUGUUUGAUUUGGUGAUGAUUCUAACGCGGUCGGUGAAAAGUGGACAGCUAUGGGGAAGGGUCAAGGAGGUCGGACUGGUGGUGGAGAAUGUGGCGAAGGAAUGGGACGUGCGUGAAGAGUCGAGAGAGAAUAUUUUGAAGACGGCGAGAAGAUGGGCACCGUAUGGAUGGCAGAGUAUGGAGAGUGUUAUGAAGGGGGAACUGUAG